This is a messenger RNA of Clupea harengus (Atlantic herring), 2017 nucleotides long. It is a transcript of the gene sstr2a, whose product is annotated as somatostatin receptor 2a. Gene Ontology annotation, biological process: cellular response to glucocorticoid stimulus; neuropeptide signaling pathway; cellular response to estradiol stimulus. The record is from RefSeq and is a predicted model, not a curated record. Gene Ontology annotation, cellular component: neuron projection; plasma membrane. NCBI's taxonomy places the organism in Eukaryota, Metazoa, Chordata, Actinopteri, Clupeiformes, Clupeidae. Gene Ontology annotation, molecular function: neuropeptide binding; somatostatin receptor activity.
UAUUUUUAAACCUGGUGGAGAGGCGAUGCACGAAAUACAUUUGUGCGAUGAAGAAACGGACGAUUAAAAAACCAAGUGCGCGUGGAUGUGUAGUCAUUAAAUGCCAACGCUGAGAUACAGUCUAUUGCCACACGCGGACGCAACCGGGCUGGGUAGAGUCCGGUCGUGAAGACGAGGAGGCGGCGCGAGCUCAGCGGGUCGGUAGCUCCAUCUACAUGCAAUCUCACCAACAGCGCUCGAGGACCUUCACUCGAACGAGUUGGUUAUCGUCACCUCACGGACUCGCUCGCUCGCGCACCUGACACUAUCUCCGGGGAACUCCGGUGUGAUGCGUAACAGAACGUUGGAGCAGGUCAGUUCUUAUUCUGCGUGUCAUAAACUUUUACACAAAUCCUUAAAUGCGCAUCAAGACAAAACACCAGUCAGCCUAUGUCGAUGGUCGAAGGAAAUAUUCGGGACUAUCUCGCCGUCUGAAUGAAUGAGUUCUGAGGGUCGUUAACGCAGCGACAGCUACACUCGCAGGUGUUUUUCAGAGCGCGGAAAGAUCGUGUGGCAGAACAACCAGACUGUGCGCAGCGGAUUCUGUCUUUCGACGUAUUGAAACUUCCCAGUUAGAGGCGGCUGAUGGUUUUACUGUGUUCUGUGUAGAGAACUGUUCCAUCAGUACCAUGAACCCAACUGCUGAUGACGCGGACCCAAACCCACCCCUGCCCAGCCCGGCAGAACCGGACCCACUGCUCUAUGUGGCCUUACUCUUGGGGAACCAGUCCGAGGGGUCGUCGGCGGCUCCGAGCCCAAACGGAACCCAGGCGACGGCGUUCGAUAAGAACAGCUCGCCGCUGAUCACCCUCCUGUACUUCGCCGUGUGCGCCGUGGGGCUGUGCGGCAACACGCUGGUCAUCUACGUCAUCCUGCGCCACGCCAAGAUGAAGACGGUCACCAACAUCUACAUCCUGAACCUGGCGGUGGCCGACGUGCUGGUAAUGGGCAGCCUCCCCUUCAUCGCGGCCCAGCUGGCGCUGGUGGACUGGCCCUUCGGCGCGACGCUGUGCCGCGUGGUCCUCACGCUCGACUCCCUCAACCAGUUCACAAGCAUCUUCUGCCUGACGGUGAUGAGCGUCGACCGCUACCUGGCCGUGGUGCACCCCGUCCGGUCCAGCCGCUGGCGGCGCCCCCGUGUGGCCAAGUGGGUGAGCGCGUGUGUGUGGGGCGCGUCGCUGCUGGUGAACGUGCCGGUGAUGGUGUUCAGCGGCCUGAACAGCGGCCGGGGCGACACACACCUCUGCACCAUGCUGUGGCCCGAGCCCCAGGACCUCUUCAACACGGCCUUCAUCUUCUACACCUUCUUGCUCGGCUUCUGCCUCCCGCUCGCCGUCAUCUGCCUCUGCUACCUGCUCAUCGUCGUCAAGGUGAAGUCGUCGGGUGCUCGCGCGGGCUCCAGUAAGCGGCGGCGUUCAGAGCGGAGAGUGACGCGGAUGGUGUCAAUCGUGGUGGUGGUGUUCGUCCUGUGCUGGCUGCCCUUCUACGUGUUCAAUGUCACCUCGGUAACCGGCAGCAUCAGCACCACGGCGACGCUGAAGAGCACGUUCGAGCUGGUGGUGGCUCUGGCCUAUGCCAACUCGUGUGCCAACCCCGUGCUCUACGCCUUCCUCUCCGACAACUUCAACAAGAGCUUCCAGAACGUUCUGUGUCUGCGGCGCACCAGCGGCCUCCACGACAUCGAGCGCAGUGACAGCCGGCAGGAGCGCACGCGCAUGGUCAACGAUGUCACCAUGGAGACACAUGGCGUGCUGCUCAAUGGUGACCUGCAGACCAGCAUCUGAGCAGGCACUCCCAAAGGUCGAAGUUCACAUGAUGAUUGUGAUCAGGACCCAGCUGGUGUCUUGAAGGUUAUGGUCAGAAGGGACAUCUAUGGGCUUCUCUUCCUCUCGCUCUCUUCCUCUAGCUCUCCGCCUCUUCCUCUCUCUGUGUCUCUCUCUCUCUCUCUCUCUCUCUCUCUAUCUCUCUUUGUCUCUCU